AUGAAUGCGCAGCUGUUAAGGGAGAUGCAGAUUCACACCACCAGGCCCGUUACUACUGCCACCACCACCGCUACUGCUGCAGUCCCCACCAAUACUGCUGCCACUCCUCCUCCUCCUGCUGCUGCUGCUGCUGCUGCUGCUGCUGCUGGUAGUGCUGCUGGUUUGGAUGCAGCAGCGAUAGCUGAAGCCAUUAUGCGGCAACGAGGGAUGGCAACAGUGGCUCAGCGCUUUGCACACCCUGAGUCCGCGGCUCUAACCACAGAACCUCACCCACUCCCCCAAUCCCGUCCUAACUCGCUGGCCCGAGCAGCAGCAGCAGCAAGCAUAGCCCUCCCCAACUUCUCCCUUCUCUCCUCAAUCAUGGCUGCCGCAGCCGCAUCCACAGCAACAGAAGAACCGCCUUUCCACGGGCUCUCUCGGGCGCACACAGCCCCCCCUCUUCGCAGCAACUUGGCCACACCAUCGCCCUUUUCCCCCGGCUCUUCCCCUACCUAUGGAGCAGGCCUCUUCCCUGCCUCCUCCAGCGUGCCUGGGGCCAGGCAUGGUAAUCGCGCCGGUCCCGAGCCUGCAGGUUCGGUGAGUCUUGCAGGAUAUCCAGCAAGUCGGCCCAGCCCAUCUGUUGCCGGGGCGGGAGCAGCUUCGGCCGGAGCAGGCGCAGGUGCUGAAGCCCGAUCAGGUUCGGCCGGAGCAGCAGCGGCCGGAGCAGGUUCGGUGGGAGCAGCGGCAGGAGGAGUGGUUUCCAUGGGCGGCAACCACAGCGGCAACAACAACAGCAACAAUGACGGAAUCGGCAUGACUGUGGAGAGUCUGCCUGUGCUGCGAGUGUCAUCAGACAGCAGUCGCAUGGUGGUGCCCCGCAGUGCGUGGGCCCAGGGACUGGUGGUUGACCAUAUGCUGGGCCGCGGACCCAUGGCUGCUGCUCCGUCCAUCCAUGAUGCAGCUGCUGCAACUCCUUCACUCUAUGAUGCUGCUGCCGCUGCCAACGCUGCCGCUGCCACCGCCGCUGCCACUGCUGCUCCUGCUGCUCCUCCUGCUCCUCCUGCUCCUGCUGCUGCUGCUCCUGCUGCUGCGCCAAUAUCUCAUCCUGCCGCCGCUCCAUGCCCCCUCGACACACUGCGACUCUCCACCCACCAAGUCUUCCCACCCGCUCUCCUCGCACACAUGCACCUCCUCGCCUUGCAGACAGGCCAACACAUGGACCUUCGUGCCUUGCAGACAGACCAACACAUGCACCUUCGUGCCUUGCAGACAGGCCAACACAUGCAUCUUCGCACCUUGCAGGCAGGGCAACACACGCUCCUCCCCCAAGGAUUCUCCCCUUUCCUUGACGCUUCUGCUUUGGGUUUGCUUGGGCCAAGCACAGCUGCGCUACAGCCAGUGGGAGCUGGCACUGUAGGCGAAAUGGCAGCCGCUACAGCCGGUCCUUUUUCGGCUGCUGUUUGGGCCACCAUCAGGCCAAGCACAGUUGCGCUACAGCCGGCAGGAGCUUGCACUGCGGGAGAAAUGGCACCCGCUACAGCCGGUCCUUUUUCGGCUGCUGCUUGGGCUGGGCUUGACAGACAAGCAGCUGCGCUACAGCCAGCAGGAUCUGGUACAGGUGGAGAAGUGGCUGGCGGGGGAAUAGCAGCCGCUGCAGCCUCGCCUUUUUCGGCUGCUGCUUGGGCUGGGCUUGAGAGUCAAGCAGCUGCGCUACAGCCGGCCGGAGCUGGUACAGAGGGAGAAACGGCAGGCAGGGGAGCGGCAGCUGCUACAGCCACUCCUUUCCCUAGUGGGGCUGACACACCCACGCUACAAGGGAGGAGCAGUGAGGUCACAAAUUUUGGGCCAGGCGCGCUCACGCUACAAGGGAGGAGCAGUGAGGUCACAAUUUUUGGGCCAGGCGCGCUCACUCAACAAGGCAAUAGCAGCCAAGGCGUGGAGGCAGAGCGAGGUUCCGAGGGUGAGGAUGGGGGGGACAAGGAAGGUGACAGGGAGGAGCAAGAGGGGGUAUACAUUUUCGGGCAGUUGAUAUCCCCCCGAACGCAAUAA
Closterium sp. Naga37s-1 is the source of this 2028-nucleotide messenger RNA. The record is from the annotation of a GenBank genome assembly. Lineage: Eukaryota; Viridiplantae; Streptophyta; Zygnematophyceae; Desmidiales; Closteriaceae.